AUGAUUGAUGAAAGGAGGGCUUCUUUCGAUGGCAGGUUGAGUCUUGAUUUAGGAAAUGCUGAGCCGGCUUUGAAGGCUGUUGAACAACCGCAGGACGUAAAUAAUGAGUUGUCUCUACCGUCUGAUCUUACUGCGUCUGACACGGAUAGUGUUUCUUCUGGUAGUACUUCAGGAGUGCAGGAGUGUGGUGGGAGUUCACGUAUACGCGGUGUGCCUCGUGGCAUUGUUGUUUCUGCUAGGUUUUGGCAAGAAACGAAUAGUAGGUUGAGGAGGUUGCAGGAUCCUGGGUCGCCUUUAUCUACAAGUCCGGGUUCCAAAUUGGUUGUGCCACAGAAGUUGAGAAAGUACUCUAGUGAUGUCCCAAUAUCGUCCCCGCGAACAAUGUCAUCGCCUAUUCGUGGAAACAUUCGGUCUGCAUCUCCUAGUAAGCUUAUUGGAUCAUCUCCUUCCAGGGGAAUGCCUAGUCCAUCACGUGUCAGAAAUGUGGUUAGUACUAUUAAUAGUAACUUCGUUGAGACCCCUUCAGUUCUUAGUUUUGCUGUUGAUGUUCGGAGGGGGAAGGUGGGCGAAAAUCGAAUUGUUGAUGCACACUUGUUGCGGCUUCUGUACAAUCGACACUUACAGUGGCGUUUUGUAAAUGCUACGACUGAAGCAACUUUGCUGGUGCAAAAACACAAUGCAGAGAUGAUGUCCUUAGAAGAUUGGGCUUCAUUUGAUAAAGAACACUCCAUCUCACUGCUUGGAGCAAUUGAAGCCUUGAAAGCUAGCACUCUCCGUCUACCGGUCAUUGGAGGAGCUCAUGUUGACAUCCAAAACUUGAAGGAUGCUGUUAGUUCAGCGCAUGGUGUGAUGCAGGCAAUGGCAUCCUCAGUCGGUUCUAUUUUGGGCAAGGUAACCUCAUUUUCGUCUUGCUAUCUUUCUGUUAAUGGUGACUGUUGCCGUGAAUUCAGUUAAUGCAUAGUGAAUGUACUAGUUCCUCUUCAUUUUUCUUUGCUUUUGAUAAAGCUGUUAGGACGUUUAAGCAUCAUAGAAUAUUUUCUAUCAAGUAGCUCACAACUGUUGUUGAAGUUUGUAUUAAAUAGCAAUAGAGUUGUUCCUAUGUUACAAAUGCUAUAUUGAGCUCUUUCUGAUACAUAAUAGAUCCUCUUCAAAUU
This is a messenger RNA of Nicotiana attenuata, 1154 nucleotides long. Its product is annotated as QWRF motif-containing protein 2-like. The transcript is spliced from 3 exons. The coding region runs from base 1 to 954 and encodes 317 amino acids. Gene Ontology annotation, biological process: centrosome cycle; spindle assembly. Lineage: Eukaryota; Viridiplantae; Streptophyta; Magnoliopsida; Solanales; Solanaceae. The record is from RefSeq and is a predicted model, not a curated record. Gene Ontology annotation, cellular component: centrosome; nuclear microtubule; cytoplasm. Gene Ontology annotation, molecular function: microtubule binding.